AUGUGUGAUGAUGAUGAUGAAGGAGGGAGCCGGCGAUCAGUCGCCAAAGGCGGCUCGCUGGCUGGGUUCUCGGAAGAAGUCCCGAGUUUUAGCUUCUCUAGAGCGUUGCUCCAUCCAAGACAGCUGAGACUUGCAACCGAACUCCUGGAUCCAGUAUUGUAG
Molecule: messenger RNA, 162 nt
Organism: Plasmopara halstedii
Lineage: Eukaryota; Oomycota; Peronosporomycetes; Peronosporales; Peronosporaceae
Exons: 2
Coding region: 1-162 (53 amino acids)
Source: RefSeq, a predicted model, not a curated record